AUGUCUGAUGAGCCAUGUCUAGAAAACUACACGAUUGGCUGGAUCUGUGCUCUGCAGGAGGAAUACGAGGCAGCAUGCCGCAUGCUUGAUGACGAAUUCGAGGGUCCAGAAACAAGUGACAUAAAUGAUAAUAACGCCUACGUGUUUGGUUGUAUUGGGGAACACAAUGUGGUCAUUGGCUGCCUUCCAGUCGGCCGAUGCGGUAUCAGCUCAGCUGCAGUCGUCGCUCGAGACAUGGUCCGGUCAUUCACUCGCUUGAGGUUCGCCUUGCUAGUAGGCAUCGGUGGAGGCGCCCCGACGCCAGAGAGAGACAUCCGUCUUGGCGACGUGGUGGUCAGUGUACCACAAGGCAAGCUAGGAGGAGUAAUACAAUAUGACUUCGGGAAAAGGCUAUCGAAUGGUCGUUUCCAGCAGACAAGCCAGCUGAACUCUCCUCCAGAGGUACUGCUGGGAGCGAUUCGCAAAAUGUGGCGCCUGCACAACGACCCGAAAAAGCCAGAUAGGUUAUCAGAGCAUAUGAAGCUUAUGGAUGAUAUGCCUGAGUAUCAACGUCCUGCAGAAGACCGACUUUACCGUGCCGACUAUGAGCAUAAGGGUGGAGUAACCUGUACCAGUUGUGCGACAAACGGACUCGAGGAGCGACUACUGCGAAAGACAAAACGAGCAGUCACUGUCCACCAUGGCAUCAUUGCAUCUGCAAACUCAGUCAUGAAGAAUGCUGAGGAAAGGAACCAAUACGCUCAAGAUCCAGAACUGAACGUCUUAUGCUUUGAGAUGGAAGCUGCCGGUUUAAUGAACAACUUCCCUUGUCUAGUGAUCCGGGGAAUCUGUGAUUAUUCAGAUUCACACAAGAAUAAUGAUUGGCACAGAUACGCCGCACUAACAGCGGCUGCUUAUAGUAGAGAGCUUCUCCAUAUUCUGAAACCCCAAAACGUCACCGCACAGCCGUCAUGGGCUGGCAAACUUGAAGAUAUCUUAUCAGAAUUGGAUACAAAGGUCAAUCGGCUUUCCGAUGGCAUUGAAGACAUGCAGUCUCGACAGCUCAAUCAGGAGUAUCAGGCUAUCCUCGAUUGGUUUACUCCAAUUGACUACGGCACUCGACAGAGUCACUACUUUGGAAAUAGCCAACAAGGAACUGGCCAAUGGUUUCUGGAAUCCGCAAAGUAUAGGGAGUGGCUAGAUGCGGACGGCAAAACACUACUCUGCCUUGGUAUUCCGGGGGCCGGGAAGACAAUAUUGUCGUCGAUUGUGAUUAACAAUCUUCAAACGCGAUUUUCUGACAACACCAAGAUUGGGGUCGCCUACAUCUACUACAAUUUCCAGCGAAAAAACGAGCAAGGAAUUGAUGAUAUACUGGCGAGUGUGUUGAAGCAGCUAACUCAAUGCUUAUUGUCCUUGCCAGACAGCAUUGAAAGUCUUUACAAACAGCACAAUACUAGACGAACGCGGCCAUCCCGGGACGAAAUCUUGGGACUUCUUCAUUCAGUAUUGCCGAUUUAUUCGAGAGUCUUCCUCGUCGUUGAUGCACUUGACGAAUGUCGAGCAUCAGAUGGAUGCCGGAAGAGAUUCGUCUCGGAGCUCUUCAACCUUCAGAUCAAGUUCGGAAUCAACAUUUUUGCAACGUCGAGGCACAUUCCAGAGGUUUUAAAUCACUUUAAAGCCAGGUUAUCAAAAGAGAUUGAGAUUCGUGCAAGCCCCGAAGAUGUGACGAGAUACCUAGAAGAUCGCAUAGGGUACCUACCAACUUGCGUCCAGCAGAACCGACAGCUGCAAGAAGAUAUUACGACGUGCAUCUCAGAAGCUGUGGAUGGAAUGUUUCUAUUGGCGGAACUCUAUCUUGAUUCGCUUGUUGAUAAGCUAUCACCAAAUGAUAUUCGGAGCGCAAUGGAGACUUUUCGCAAGCAAAGUCAAGGAUCUGGCGAACAUCAAAGGAUUCAAGUUCUCAAUCUUGCAUACGAACAAUGCAUAAGGAGGAUUUACGGACAGAUGCCAGGAAUGAAGACACUUGCGAUGAGAGCCUUAUUAUGGAUCACGUGGGCGAAACGACAGCUAACCAUGUCAGAACUUCAGCACGCCCUCGCAACAAAGACAGGAAAGUCUGAGUUUGAUCAUGGGGACCUGACUCCCAUCGAAGAAAUUGUCUCUGUUUGUGCUGGACUGGUAACUGUUGACGAGGAGAGCGGUAUUAUUCGCCUUGUUCACUAUACAACACAUCAGUAUCUCGAGCGAUCGUGGGAUUUCUGGUUCCCACAUGCAACGGUUGAGAUCGCUACCAAACCUAGCCCUAUUCCUACUGGGUCGAUGACACUUACGCUUGAGGAACGUGGCCAGAUGGCUGGGCUAAUUGAUCACACAAAACGGGAGUACCUCGAGUGGACUCAAGGAAGCUGGAGCCCGAAUGCUAUCGCAGCGAUCGCGACAUCAUGCUUCACUUACCUAUUGUUCACGGAUUUUAAUGUUGAAUUUUCGAAUUUCGACGAAUGUUUACAACCUGGAAAAUAUGGUGAAACACCUUACCCACUUUUGAAUUAUUGCGUGGAGUAUAGUGCCCAACAUGCUCGUCUCGCCACGCCGGAGCCGCCUUUUGUCACACACUUCUUCUUGUCAGAGUCCAAUAUCAUAAAAAAUUGGUUAUUAUUAGCAGCGAGGAAUGGAGGUCCCCAUGCAGAAGCUACGACAGAAUGGCUUAUCGAAAGAGGAGCUUGCAUUGACGUAAAGGAUUCGGAAUGGAAAACCCCUCUACACCACGCUGUCCUCAACGACUGGAAGCGAUGCGUGCUGCUCCUGUUACAGCGACAAGCGAGUCUAGACCCAGACAGUGACAAUAUGACUCCUUUCCACUACACUGUCAUGAACAAUAAUCAAGAAGUAGCUCAAAUCUUUCUUGAUGCCGACACACCGGUAGAUUUAACGGUUAGGCGAAUCGAUAUCGCCAAAAUGUUUCAAAAUGGCCGGGCAACCUAUCAUGUUCAGGAUAGCGCGCAAGAACCGACACCAAAAGGUUCUACGAAGGUAGGCUUGACAAGCCUACACCUCGCAACCUUAACGGGCUGCCGAGAGAUGACCAAAUUCUUAUUGGAGCGAGGUGCUAAUCCGAAUUAUGCUUCGGACUACGGUGAGACACCGCUGCAUCUUGCCCUCAAACGAGAUCUGUCUGGGCCACGAUGUCUUACCAAUCCCGAUUUUUGGAAAGAUUUAGAUAAUCGAAUCGAGUGCAUAUUUGGUUAUCUGGAGGAGGAGGAGGAACUUCUUUCUGCACGGCUUCGGGUCGAUGAAGUCAGAUUAGAAAUCAUCAAUCUUCUUUUAAAACAUCCUGGCAUCAAUGUCAACGCUCAGGACACAGCUGGCGUUUCUCCUUUGCACAUCGUGUCCGGUGGCGGACGUGCUUCCAAGUUUUUGAUCCAGAAGCUAUUAGGGGAAGGUGCGAGAGUUUCAAUGCGGACGAAUAAGGGAAAAACACCUUUACACGUCGCCUGCCGCGCUGGAAGCAUUGAUGAGCUUACGAUUCUCUUGGAAUCUGGCGCAAACCCUACUGAAUGUGACGAGGAGGGAGCCAAUGCUUUGCAUUACGCUGCUCAACAUGGACAUGGGGAAACAAUACGGACCAUCUUGGCCCACAUGCCUGAGGGAACUCGAGAAGCAUUCACAAAUUCAAAAGACAAACGCGGCAAGAGCGCAUUACAUCACUUAUUCAAGAAACCCAAAGGGAUUGGAGGAGUCGAUAGCCUCAAAUCUCUAUUGGAAUUGUCGGCUGGCGUUAAUGAACUCGACCAGGCAGGCAUGUCGCCGACGGCUAUAUUCCUCAAGGCAAGUGCCUUCUUUCAAAGCGAUGAAGAUCCAGAGGUAUUGCGUCUUCUCUUUGGACAUGGCGCAGAUCCAAGUUUCGAAACAAAAGAAGGUCUAAACUUAGUACAUCUCGCCGCAAAAUCUGGCAGGGCUUCCACCACUCUGUUACGAAUACUAGCGAAUCAAAAGGUUGAUAUGAGGGCUAGGGAUAAGCAAGGACGAACUGCAUUCCAUCAUGGUGCUAUUAGCGGUAACCUUGCGAAAGAAGCACUGUAUUGUCUUCGUGACGAAUUUCAAUUGUCUACUCAGCUACUGGAUGAGCAGGGAAAGACGCCGUUAGCAUAUGCUAUUGAGAAGGGUCAGGAGUAUCGCCAUCCAAACAUGUUCAACCCAAACCGAUGGGCAAGGAUUCAAACGCUAUUGCGCGAAUAA
Messenger RNA from Fusarium sp. VM40, 4218 nucleotides. NCBI's taxonomy places the organism in Eukaryota, Fungi, Ascomycota, Sordariomycetes, Hypocreales, Nectriaceae. The record is from the annotation of a GenBank genome assembly.